Molecule: messenger RNA, 1470 nt
Organism: Knipowitschia caucasica
Lineage: Eukaryota; Metazoa; Chordata; Actinopteri; Gobiiformes; Gobiidae
Source: the annotation of a GenBank genome assembly
AUGGUGGUGGUGGGGGGGGUGGGGGUGGGGGGGUGGGGGGGUGGUGUGUGGUUUUUUGGGGUGGGUGGGGUGUUGUUUUUGUGGUUGUGUGGUUGGGUGGGUGUGGGGUUUGGUGUGGUGGGGUGUUGUGUGUUUGUUUUGGGGUGUAGGGGGUUGUGGUUGGUGUUUUGUGUGUGGGGUGUAUGUUUUGUGAUUGUGGGGGGUGGUGGGUUUGGUUGUUGUGUUUUGUGGUUGUGUGUGGUGGUUUUUGUUAUGUAUUGGAUUGUGUUGGGGGUUUUUGGGUGUUUGUUUUGGAUGUGUGAUAUAUGGGGGUUUUUAUUUUGUUUAUAUGUUGUGGGGUUGUGUUUGGGGGGGGUGGUUUGGGGGUUGGUUGUUUGUGUGGGGGUGGGGUUUGAGUGGUUGUUUUUUUGUUGGUUUGUUGGUUGGGGGUUGUUUGUUUGGGGGUUGUGGUUGUUGUGUAUUGUGAGGUUGGGGGGGGGUGUUAUGUGGGUGGGUUGGGGUUAUUUGUUAUGUGGUUUAGUUGGUUGUGUUUUUAGGGUGGUGGUGGUUAUGGGGUGUUUGUUUAUUUGUUUUUUGAGUGGGUUGGUUGUGGGGGGGUUGGGGGGUUUUAUGGAUGUGGGGGUUUUGGUGUUGGUUUGGUGGGGGGUUUGGAUUUUGGUGGGGUGUUGUUGGGGGGUUUGGGUUUGGUGUUUUGUGGUUGGUGUUUUUGGGUGGGGGUGUUGGUGUGGUGGGAGUUUUUUGGUUGUGGGUGGGUGGGGGUGUGGGAUUUGUGUUGGGGGUGGGGGGAGGGUUUUGGGGGGGGGGGGUGGAUUUUUUGGGUGUUGGUGGGGGGGUGGUUGGGGUUGGGGGGGGGGGGGGGGGGGGUUGUGGGGGUGGUGUGGGUUGUUUGUGUUUUUGUUUUAUGGUGUUGUUGAGUUUGUUUUUGUUUUUGUGUAUUGUUUGGUUGUUUUGGGUGUGGGGGGUGGUGGGGGGGUGGUGUUUUGUUUGGGGGUGUGUGGGGGGGGGGUGGGGGUGGGUGGGUGUGGGUUUUGUGUGGGGGGUUUGGUGUGUGGUUGGUUGGGUGGUGUGGGGGGGGUGGGUGUGUGGGGGCGGGGUGGGGUGGGUUGUUGGGUGUUUGUGGGGUGGGGUGGGUGGUGGUUGGGUUGGGUUUGUGUGUGUGUGGGUUGGUGGGGUGGGGGGUGGGUGGGGUGGGGGGGGGGUUGGUUUGGUGGUUUGUUGUUUUGGUUAGUGUUUGGUUUUGUGUUGGGUGAUGUUUUGGGUGGGUUGGGUGGUUGUUUGGGGGUGUGGGGUGGUGGUUUUGGUGGGGUUGGGUUGGGGGGGGGGGGGGGGGUGAUGGUGGUUGGUUGUUGUUGUGGGGGUUGGGUUUGGUGGGGGUUGGGGUGGGUGUGGGUGGGGUUUGGGGUGUGUGGGUGGGUGGGUUUGGGUUGGUGGUGUUGGGGUGGGUGUGUGUGUUUGAGUGUUUGGGUGUGA